UCUUAGUGCGUUUGUGUCCAUCUACGCCUGUAGACUAUUUAUCUUAAAGGUUUCUUCUAUACAAAAAGGUCUUAUGAGUUAAUUCCUAUAUGAAAUUCCACCUGGACAAACUUAGAACCCCUGCCUUCAAUCAACGACGCUGUAGUAACACAAUACUCACACUAAUCAACUUUUUGAAGAAAGCAGAUUUGCUUUGUUUUUUUCUUUUUCUAUUUCCUCUUACGCAAAACAGUUUUUUUUUACUCUGGACUCUCUUGGCAGCAAAAUUUCCUUCUUCGUCUGCCCUCGAGAGGCUGAUUCGUUAGAAAAAUUUUCGUUUGCUAAUUUGUCCUCAACAAUAUUUUCCUUUCAGCUGUCGGAAGUUAUAGCCAUGUUUGGACAAUAUUGCAGUUCUAUGCAAUAAUUGACCUUUUGCAGAGAGGGAACAGGGGCGGUCGAAGUUAUUUUAAACACAGUGGAAUUAAUGCUCACUUUUCCCGUAGAAUUGUACCACUCAGAAUUUUUGUGACAAGUAAAAUUGAUUGGACGGAAGUCAAAAUAAUGCUUAUAUGGUCUUUACCGGUAAUGAUCAGAAAAUGCUUACAUCAUCAUGCAUGCGGAAUCCACCUGUAAAAAAAAGGUAUAAAAAGCUGCUCCGAGCCAGACGUUGCAUUAUUUCAGUCGAAAUCGGUGUGACCUGACACGAGCUGUACCGAAGUUGUCACAGUGACACAAAAUGAAAGGAGUCAUAAUGUUAGUAACCUUUGUCGCCAUUUUUUUCGUGCUGUUGGGAGUUGCAUCGGGAGAGCGUGAAAAUACAUGGCUGUUACGCUCUAAGGAUGGUCUUACAAGAAGAAGUUUGGCAGAUGUGAUAUUGCAGAGACCGUUUCUCAGGCGCGCAGAGAGAUCAGCUGGAAGAUUUAAACGUUGGUGGUGGUGUAGCCAAGACCCUCCACUUCCAGGUUGUGAUAGAAAGAUGAAACAAAAAAAUGGUUCACGUGGAAUUAAUUUGAAACAAUCAAAAUCGCAGCUGCUGGACUGAUUCGAAGUAAUUUUGACAACUUCAGUCGAUUCCAUAAACAUUAACACGCCACAAAUGAAGCCAAUUUGUAAAAGUACAUGAACCGUAUUAUCGUUUUACAAAUUUUAGCCGGAUAUUUUAUUUAUGCUGUCAAAUGAUAUUUAUUGGGUAUAUUGGGAAAAUUUAGAUAUACUUAUGAAGAUAGAUGUUCAAUUUGUAACUAUCAGCCGCUUACAAGACAAGCAGUACGGUUUAGGCUUCAGAGGCAAUAAAAAUUGUUGAAUCAAAAA
This is a messenger RNA of Pocillopora damicornis (cauliflower coral), 1290 nucleotides long. RefSeq lists its product as uncharacterized. The record is from RefSeq and is a predicted model, not a curated record. Lineage: Eukaryota; Metazoa; Cnidaria; Anthozoa; Scleractinia; Pocilloporidae.